Agelaius phoeniceus (red-winged blackbird) is the source of this 1609-nucleotide messenger RNA. RefSeq names its product galactosamine (N-acetyl)-6-sulfatase (gene GALNS). NCBI's taxonomy places the organism in Eukaryota, Metazoa, Chordata, Aves, Passeriformes, Icteridae. Gene Ontology annotation, molecular function: arylsulfatase activity; N-acetylgalactosamine-6-sulfatase activity. The record is from RefSeq and is a predicted model, not a curated record.
GUUGCCAUGGCGAGCGCGGCGCCGGGGCCGCGGGGCCUGCGCUGGGCCCUGGGCCCGCUGGGGCUCUGCUGGGCCCUGCUGGGCCCCGCCACCGCCACCGCCCCCAACAUUGUCCUGCUGCUCAUGGACGACAUGGGCUGGGGGGAUUUGGGAGCUUUGGGAGAGCCUUCUAAGGAAACCCCUAACCUAGACCAGAUGGCUGCAGAAGGGAUGCUGUUCCUGGAUUUUUACACUGCCAGCCCCCUCUGCUCUCCCUCAAGGGCAGCCCUGCUGACGGGCCGGCUCCCGGUCAGGAACGGCUUUUACACCACCAAUGGACACGCCAGGAAUGCAUACACACCACAGGACAUAGUAGGAGGAAUCCCAGAUUCUGAAUUACUGCUUCCAGAGCUCCUGAAGAAAGCUGGUUACACCAAUAAGAUCAUUGGCAAAUGGCACUUGGGGCACAGGCCCCAGUUCCACCCCCUGAGGCACGGCUUUGAUGAGUGGUUUGGGUCCCCAAACUGCCACUUUGGGCCCUACGACAGCAGCGAGCGCCCCAACAUCCCCGUGUACAGGGACUGGGACAUGGCUGGCAGAUACUAUGAAGACUUCAAAAUUGAUCUGAAGACAGGUGAAGCCAACCUGACUCAGCUCUACCUGCAGGAAGCUCUGGAUUUUAUUAGCAAGCAGCAGGCCAGCCAGCAGCCAUUCUUUUUGUACUGGGCAAUUGAUGCUACCCACGCUCCUGUUUAUGCCUCCAAACAGUUCCUGGGCACGAGUCAGAGAGGGCUGUAUGGGGAUGCUGUGAGGGAGAUCGAUGACAGCGUUGGGAAAAUCCUGAAGCACCUCCAGCAGCUGGGCAUCAGUGAGAACACCUUUGUGUUCUUCACCUCUGAUAACGGGGCUGCUCUCAUUUCAGCUCCCAAACAAGGAGGAAGCAAUGGGCCUUUCCUGUGUGGCAAACAAACCACCUUCGAGGGUGGCAUGAGGGAGCCGGCCAUCGCCUGGUGGCCCGGCCACAUCCCUGCAGGAGGGGUCAGCCAUCAGCUGGGCAGUGUGAUGGAUCUGUUCAGCACCAGCCUCUCCCUGGCGGGUCUGCAGCCUCCCAGUGACAGACAGAUUGAUGGCAUCGACCUUUUACCUGUCAUCCUGCAGGGCAAGCUAAUUGACAGGCCCAUUUUCUAUUAUCGUGGCAACGAGCUGAUGGCAGUGAGAGCUGGGCUGUACAAAGCUCACUACUGGACCUGGAGCAACUCCUGGGAGGAGCACAGCAAGGGCAUCGAUUUCUGUCCUGGCCAGAGCGUGGCUGGAGUGACCACACACACCCAGGAGGAGCACACCUACCUGCCCCUGCUCUUCCACCUGGGCAGGGACCCUGGGGAGAAGUACCCCUUGAGCUUUGCCAGUGAGGAGUACCAGCAGGCUGUGGAGCACAUCUCAGGGCUGGUGCAGCAGCACAAGGCCACCCUGGUGCCAGGCCAGCCCCAGCUGAACGUGUGUGACCAGGCUGUCAUGAAUUGGGCCCCUCCAGGCUGCGAGAAGCUUGGGAAGUGCCUGAAAGCACCAGAGUCUGAUCCUAAGAAAUGCUCUUGGCCUCACUGAUGGCUGCAGCCCUGCAGAGCUACCC